Messenger RNA from Aspergillus japonicus CBS 114.51, 1957 nucleotides. RefSeq lists its product as uncharacterized. Bases 1 to 1530 code for a protein of 509 amino acids. Gene Ontology annotation, biological process: regulation of transcription by RNA polymerase II. The record is from RefSeq and is a predicted model, not a curated record. Gene Ontology annotation, cellular component: nucleus. The transcript is spliced from 3 exons. Lineage: Eukaryota; Fungi; Ascomycota; Eurotiomycetes; Eurotiales; Aspergillaceae.
AUGACAGAAUCAUACGAUCCAGAUGAAAUCCCCGGUUCCCCCGGGCUGAAGGCCACCCAGGUUGAUUACUCACUCAAGGAUUCGCCUCCACCCUUUGGGGAACCGCCGCCUGAGGGAGACGUUGCUAAACCUCCUGUGGACGACGUGGCACCGUUUUCGGGCAGUUCCCGUAAGCGCCUGCCGGAAUCUCCCAAGCCCAGAACACUCGAGGGCAACUCGGUGCUGAUCAGACAUCUAGAGCCUAAUCGACCUGAUAUAGCCAAUUUCGAAUAUCAACAUGGCUUCACUCAUGAGCCGGUAACUGAUGAUUCCUUUGAAAAGCCUACUAAAUUAAGGUCUAAACUGGACAAUGCUUUGCUGCCAGAGCCAUGCAAACCCACGGAGACAGACAGCUUGAAAGCUGCAGCCACAGCCAAACAAGCACUUGACCUGGUAUCUUUAGAUAUCAAGGAAGAUCCUAGGGAGAAUGCCCAGUUCGGAUUGACGCCAAAAGAACCCAUUCAUUCCCCGGAGCAGUCGUCUCCUAAGCAGGAGCAACAGCACACGCCUCCCAAUAAUAUCUCAUCACUACUAUCGGAUCCUCCGCCACGACAGGAAAGGAAGCUGUCUGACCCCGACUCCCGCUUGAGCAAACUACUUCUCGUCAACCCUUCGACAUCUCCAGGCCAGGUCCUACCAGCGCUUCACUCUUCAUCAACGGGGAAUUCUGUUGAUCAUAGCCUCCCUUCCCUCCAAACUGCAUUAGCGGCAGUCACGGAUGUACCGCCAAAUCCCGCCGUGCGCAUCAAUGGCUCAUCUUCGUAUACCCUGCCUCCAGUACAAGCUUCCUCUCCAGUUUCAAGGACAGACUCUCUCUGGGAUCACCAACGCAUGGGGCAGUUUGGGCCAACCCCGCAGGUUCCGCCCAGCCCAUAUUCACAUCUAUCUCCUGCGAGCUCGAAGGAAAUGUCGACCAUGCCGUCUCCUGCUUCACAAUCACCGUACUGGAGGAUCAAAGAGAUUCCUUAUCUGACCUCACCAUAUGAGGUGGCUUCCUCCACGGUCAAGAGUCCCGCGACAGGUUAUCCGACCCCGACGGAUCAGACACCUACAGGGUCCUGUGACCGAUUAUUCAACCCAUCUGCGCAGGUCAAUGGGCCUGUACCAGCUGGGACAUAUAAAUGUCGUUAUCCUGGGUGCACGGCACCUCCAUUCCAGACUCAAUAUCUACUAAAUUCUCAUGCGAACGUUCACUCCCAAGACCGUCCGCAUUUUUGCCCCAUAGAAGGCUGUCCUCGUGGACCAGGGGGCAAGGGCUUUAAAAGGAAGAACGAGAUGAUUCGUCAUGGUCUCGUCCACAAUUCUCCCGGUUAUGUCUGCCCUUUUUGUCCAGAUCAACAGCAUAAGUAUCCUCGACCGGACAAUCUUCAACGACAUGUCCGAGUCCAUCAUGUCGAUAAGAACAAGGAUGAUCCGGCUCUCAGGCAGGUCCUGGCCCAGAGACCGGAAGGUAGCAACCGCGGUCGGCGCCGCCGCACCAACGCUCAAUGAGCGAUCUCCUCACGAUGGUCGUGAGGACCCCCCCUUCCCAUUAGUGCAGAUUUAUUGUUCAGAUGAUAUUGCAUUAGCGACAGCGCCCGUGUUGAUUCAGUCCUCGGGAAGGUGGCUUUCUCGAACAUGAUCCUGAUGUUGAUGAGUCAUGCUGGGAAUCACGCAGCCACUCUUGCCCACCGCCCGCCACCCGAUUCCCCAAUUGUCGUGUAUACUGCACAUGCAUCAUAUGAGCUCGUCCCGUCUUCUUGAUACUCUUCUUGCUGUGAUACCAGAUUUUCUUAGAGUUACCCUUGACUCUCUACCGCCCAUUGUUCUGCGCGACUUGUUCCAUGCCAUUUGCUCCAUUUCUUACCAUGCAUAUUUUCCUUAGCCUCGUUUGUUGCUGAAUACCUUGGCGAAUUAUGGUUCUUUUGUACAAGAUUUG